Molecule: messenger RNA, 510 nt
Organism: Cryptomeria japonica (Japanese cedar)
Lineage: Eukaryota; Viridiplantae; Streptophyta; Pinopsida; Cupressales; Cupressaceae
Product: TMV resistance protein N-like
Exons: 1
Coding region: 1-510 (169 amino acids)
Biological process (GO): signal transduction
Source: RefSeq, a predicted model, not a curated record
AUGGCGAGGCCAAAUGGGCCUUUUGGAAAAAUUAUGCCGCCAUCCUCUUCAACUACAAUAAAGAGCGUAUGGUACGAUGUGUUCAUAAACCAUCGUGGCCCUGACACCAAGCAAACCCUAGCCGCCUCAAUAUACAGUGCCCUCAAACCCCUGGGAGUUGAAGUUUUCUUAGAUGAACCAGAGCUUCAACUUGGUGAUUCCAUACCAUUUGAAUUACAAUAUGCCAUCACUACUUCUUUUCUUCAUAUUGUCAUACUUUCACCCAGAUAUGCAGAAUCCACUUGGUGUUUGCAAGAGUUGUCGCUUAUGCUCAAAACUGGCCAGAAAGUCAUUCUAGUGUUCUAUAAUGUUGAUAUUAGUGAUAUUCGUUAUAUAAAAGGAAACUAUGCUAAAGCAUUUUCCAAGCAUGAAGCCCAGGCCAGAUAUACUUCUCAAAUGCUCGAGGAAUGGAAAAUGGCGUUGCAAACGGUUUCAUUCUUUAAAGACCACACAGUCAACAAUGAAGAGUAA